CUCUCCGCAACUACGUUUGCCUGUCUCUCUUUGGUGAUCCGAACCAUUUGACUGUCUAUCUGGCUUAUUUCCGGCAAGAGGGUAUCUUAAAUCGUUUGGGCCAUAAAGUGGCUAGAGUUAGGACAGCAUGACAAUCUCAGCAGGCACGAAACGAGCCAUUCUUGAUAUCACACUGUUCCUGGUGUCUCAAGCAGCCUUAUAUUACACGGUGCGGUGGCUAAUGGAUGGCAUGAUUCCGGGAGAAAAGAAGGAGGUUAAGCCUAAGAGCUUGAAAGCGUUGGAGAAGCUCGGACAUAGGGAUCUGAAGCUGGACGAGUACGAAAAGCAGAUUGCAUCUGAAGUCAUACACCCAGAUGACAUCGAUGUUUCCUUCAAAGACGUCGGUGGCCUGGAGCCCAUAAUCUCUUCCCUCCGCGAGUCCGUCAUCUACCCGCUCGUGUACCCGCACCUCUUCAACUCCUCCUCAUUACUCGGGGCGCCCAAGGGCGUGCUGCUCUUCGGCCCGCCGGGAUGCGGAAAGACGAUGCUCGCGAAGGCGCUCGCCAAGGAGUCGGGCGCGACGUUCAUCAACAUCGCGGCAUCGGUGCUGACGAAUAAGUGGUACGGCGAGUCGAACAAACUCGUUGCGGCGCUGUUUUCGCUCGCGCGCAAGGUGCAGCCGAGCAUCGUGUUUAUUGAUGAGAUUGACUCGUUCUUGAGAGAGAGGACGAAGGGUGAUCAUGAGGUGACGGGGAUGAUGAAGGCAGAGUUCAUGACUUUGUGGGAUGGCCUGUUGUCCAGUACAAACCGCAUAUUGGUCCUCGGGGCAACUAACCGACCAAAUGAUAUCGACUCCGCAAUCCUUCGUCGUAUGCCGAAGCGAUUUUCUGUCGGUCUUCCUGACAUCGAGCAACGACAGAAAAUCCUCACCCUGAUGCUGAAAGACACAGAAUUAGACGACUCGUUGUCCAUUCACAAGCUUGCCGAAGAGACGGAAGGGCUUUCAGGAUCCGACUUGAAGGAGCUGUGUCGAAGCGCCGCAAUGCUGCCGAUGCGCGAGUUUAUCCGCGAGGCGGGAGGUGAUCAUGAUAUGCUUUCGCGCAGUCAAGAAGAGGACUUCAAGCUACGACCGCUUACGCUCGAUGAUUUCUUCCAGUCUGACGGCACGAACGGGCUGCCACCGAGUAACCCUCUCGAUGAUAUUUCCUAGUCUAUGGAGGAUCAUGUGUUAUAGAACGUGGUAUGUCCCUGAUUGUAUACUAUAAUGCAUUGCAGUUUAGACAAAUCGAUCGAUGCAUGUGUAACCACCACUCUGUUUUGUUGUUGUCUUGAGAGCCAAUCAUUGUAGAGACUUUGCGUCAACGUCUUCCGAAGCAUCUCAAAUGCAUCGAUACACGGCAGACAUGACGCGAUUUAUAAAUAUGGAAAAUCGUG
Laetiporus sulphureus 93-53 is the source of this 1413-nucleotide messenger RNA. Its product is annotated as AAA-domain-containing protein. The record is from RefSeq and is a predicted model, not a curated record. Gene Ontology annotation, cellular component: mitochondrial outer membrane. The transcript is spliced from 9 exons. The coding region runs from base 128 to 1189 and encodes 353 amino acids. NCBI's taxonomy places the organism in Eukaryota, Fungi, Basidiomycota, Agaricomycetes, Polyporales, Laetiporaceae. Gene Ontology annotation, molecular function: ATP binding; ATP hydrolysis activity.